Messenger RNA from Indicator indicator, 8369 nucleotides. It is a transcript of the gene SYNM, whose product is annotated as synemin. Gene Ontology annotation, molecular function: structural constituent of cytoskeleton; intermediate filament binding; vinculin binding. Gene Ontology annotation, cellular component: sarcolemma; neurofilament cytoskeleton; intermediate filament. The transcript is spliced from 4 exons. Gene Ontology annotation, biological process: intermediate filament cytoskeleton organization; fast-twitch skeletal muscle fiber contraction. The record is from RefSeq and is a predicted model, not a curated record. The coding region runs from base 34 to 4545 and encodes 1503 amino acids. NCBI's taxonomy places the organism in Eukaryota, Metazoa, Chordata, Aves, Piciformes, Indicatoridae.
UGCAGGGUUGGUAGCGCAGCUGUCCCGACCAAGAUGUGGCGACGCUGGGAAGUGGAAUAUGACGAGAAAAGGGAACUGCGGGACCUCAAUUCCCGGCUACGGGUGUUUGUGUCCCGCGUGCGGGAGUUGGAGGAGGAGAACCGCUUUCUGGCACGGGAGCUGGCGGAGCUGCGGGAGCAGGAGCUGAUCGGGCUGCGGGUGCCCGAACAGGAGCUGGCCUGGCUGCGGAUGCAGCUGGAGGAGCUGAGUCGGGCGAAGCUGGAAGCGGAAAUGGAGCGGGACGGGCUGCGGCGUGAGCUGGAGCAGUUGCAGCUGCUGGGCUCCGAGGUGCUGGCGAUGCGACGCCGGCUGGAGCCAGAGCUGGCCGGGCAGCGGCAGCUGUUGAAGCGGCUGAGGGUCGAGUGCGUCGACCUGGAGGAGUUGCUACUGCAGCUGCAGGCCGAGCACGGGCACUUGGCGGAGCGGCAGAGGCGGGAGGCUGUGGAGAUACGGGAGCUGCGGAUGGACUUGGCCGCUUUGCCACCGCCUUUGGCCGGGCUGAGCCUGGAGGAGCUGGAGGAGACCUACGAGGUGCUGCUCAGCCAGAGCUGCCGGGAGACUUUCCUGCGCUACCAGGAGCAGUUGCAAGUGCUGCAGGAGCAGGAGGCGCAGCGAAGCCAGGAGAACCUGGAGCUCCUGCGGGAGGAGAGCCGACAGUGCCGCCAGCACCUGGAGGACCUCCACCGCCAGGGCCAGGAGCUGUGCGAGCUCCGGGAGCGGCUGGAGCAGGAGCUACUCGCCAUGCAGGACCGCCACGGUGCCGAGGUGGAGGAGUACCAGAGGAUAAUUGAUGCCUUAGAAGAAGAAAAGCAGUUCCUGACCAUGUCAAUCACAGAUUACCUGAAAGAUUAUCAAGAACUACUGCAGGUGAAAGCAGGCCUCAUUCUUGAAAUUGAAACGUACAGAGCUUUGUUAGAAGGGGAGAGCAACCAGUGGGUUAUUACAUGGAGAGAUCAGUAUGAAGGGAAAUUGCCUCAAGAUAUUAUAAACGCUUCAUAUAAUUACACUGAUAUUUACUCUACUUAUCAAGAAAGAAAUAGAAGUAAAGCUUCACCAGGUAUCAGGAUCACUGAAACAAGACAUAGGAUGCCAGUGACAAACACUAGCAGUUCUGCACGUUAUUCAGUUCAAUCAACACAGGCUGGAUACCAGACAACAGCUAGUGGAAGAGCUCCUGGAAGAGAUGUACUUGGUUCAGGAUAUCGUCCUUCAACGACUGUUACAAAGGAUGAAAGGAUUUUAACAGACCACAAAGAAUUCAGAACAUUUAGUCCAGCCUCCAGUAGCUGGAAAAGCACUGAAAUGGAGCAGAAGACAAUUCCAGAAAGAAAGAGAACAGAAAUCACAACUUCAUCCACAGUAUCAUUUUCAAAAGACUCUGCUGGAAGAUUAGACAAGGGCCACAAGCCUGACGCGAAGCCAGGGAUUUCUGAAAGUACAACAACAAAACCAAACUUGACUAGAUUUCCAGUUUAUGAGCUGAAUACCAAUUUUAAACCGACUGAGUAUGAAGAAACCGUAACUGAAACAUGGACCACAGUAAGAGAAAAAAAAGGAGGCAGCAAACCAUCUGAAGAGAAAACAUCUCUGCUGAAAGAUCAGCUAGAGAAGAAAACAAGAGAGGAGAAAAAGAAAACAGAUGAGAAAUCUUUGAUAGAAGAAAGAAAUUCUAGUUUUGGAAGGAAAACUGAGCAGAAAAGGUAUAUCCGUGAGGAAAUCAUUAAACAGAAGUCAACAGAGAGUGAUAUUUCUAAUGCAAAAACUUUGAAAAGCAAAUCAACCAAAAAAGAUAAAAAUGUGACCUUGGACUCAAGAAGCGAAGGUGGCAUUGAGAUACCCAUCAGUCCUGAAAAGCCUGCUCCCCACCAAGAAUCUCAGAGUAAUAAAGAAAUGAGGUUACAAGGUGUUAAAUCUUCCACGGGAAGAGAAACAGAUGAGCACAAAACUAAGCCUGCUGAAAUUCCAAAAGUGAGUACUUCAGAAGCAGAAUCCAGUCUGAAAGAUGAAGACCAAAUUAAUGACAGCAGUCAUAAAAUGGGAACUCAGUCAACUGAAAACAUAGCAGAGAAUAUUGUUGCUGACAUUCUUAAAAGUUUCAUGCAGUCUUCUAGUUCACAAAUCUCAAUGGACACAAAAGUGACCUAUUUUAAUAAGAAAGAACAACCAGAGGAUGGGAAAAUGAAGACUGAGAUCACAGUGCAAUCUCAAGUUCAGGAAAAUAUAGAUAUUUCUGAUGAAGGUGAUGUAGGAGGUCUAUCAAACCGGGAUGUUAGAAAGGUGAUUCGAGAGGGUGUUGCGGGAACUCCUUCCAAAGAGGAGAUAGAAGAUAUAGUACAUCAUGGCCUGAAAGAAAAUGAGUGUGGAAAGAACGUGUCUGUUAAUGUUGAGAUUGUAGAGGAGCUACUAGAUGAUGCCACCGAUGAAAGGACUGAAUUUUCAACACCUUUUGAAGUAGAAGAAGUGGAAGAUACAUACCCUGAGAGAGAAAGGCAUUAUGGUGAUGAGGAGGAAGUAACAUUUACAUAUGAAGAUGUUAAAAAGAAGAAACAAUGCCAUGAGAGUUUCACUCAUGUGGAAGAAUUAACUGAGGAAGAUGACUCACCUAUUGAACAAAAGUAUUUUGUAUCAGUUCCCGAUGAUCAUCCUAUUACUAAUGAAAAAGAUGAUGACUCAGUGUAUGGACAAAUUCAUAUAGAAGAAGAGUCAACUAUUAAAUAUUCUUGGCAAGAUGAAUUUUUGCAAGGUACACAAAGUAAGAGAGAUGAAGGUAUAAGCUCUCCAGAAGAAACAUACCAAGUAGUAGGGGAGGAAGCAAGUGCCCAUAUUUUAAAAGAACAUCCUGAAGGUGAAUCAUCCCAUGUUGAAUCUGUUGUUAUUGAAAAAGAAAUUAAAAUUCCUCAUGAAUUUCAGACUUCAAUAAAAGGGCUUUUAUCAAAGGAAACGAAGGACCCUAAGCAUCAGUUAAAGGAAGCUUUGGAGAAGCUGGAGGGCAGUCUCCCAGAAAGUGUGAAAGAAGAGUUGUCUGCAUUAACAAAACAAAAUCAGGCUGACUCUAGCAGCUUAGAAUUUGAUAUAAAAAAAGUUGAUCAAAAAGAUGAGGGUGGCGUGGUGACAAUUGUUGCUGAAGUCAAUCUGUCACAGACCCUUAAUACCGAUGAACUCGAUGUAGCUCAGCUUGAUGAAAUGAUUGCAGGUGAGAAGGAGAAGGCAAUGCUGCACUCGAUGACAAAAGAGAGCUUGGAGAGUGUUGUGGAUGGUAGAAGUGACAUCCAUGUUUCUUCUCACAGUGAUAAAUUCACUCCUUUGGCUGACCAAGAAAUCUAUAACUCGUCUACAGUGAGGAGGAGUGAUGGUGCAGGGUAUCAUGCCACUGAAAAAAUCAUUUAUGAUGGUUCUGUUUUGGAAACUGCAGAUUUUGGUGAAGCCUCUCACUCAGCACAAUCAGCUGAUGAGCCCACAUCUGUAAGGCGUAUUGAGGUUGGUCCAGUAGAAGUUCGGAGAUCUGAGCAGAUAAUGUAUGAAGGGCCUGGUUCUGAAACUCUGGAGCUCAGUGCUGCAGAAGAUUUUGUUCAGACAGAAGGAUCGUCAGAAUUUAGCCGAUCUGUGAGGCAUUAUAAACUGGGUCCUAACAAAAUCCAAACCACAGAAGAAGUAAUUUUUACAGGCCCUAUUACUACCACUGCAGAAGAGAUUGAUUCUGGAAAUCUUUCCCAGAAGUUUUCAACAGACUUCAACAGGUCCACAAGACAUGUCACAGUAGGAUCAAGGCAAAUAACUGAAGAAAUUUCUUUUGAAGGGCCUGUUUCAGGCUCUGUUGAACUCAAUAGCUCAGGUAACCUUUCUCAGGCAGAAGAGUCUGUGGAUGUCAGCAGAUCAAUGAGGCACUUCAGAUUAAGUCCAAAAGAGAUUCGUACUGAGCAAGUUAUCUUUCAAGGACCAAUUUCUGGCAAAGUAGAAGUCAGUGACACUAGAGACUUCUCACAGACAGAAAGUUCAAUCAGCCACAUUCAGCUGAGUCCCCAAGCGUUUAUGACAGCUGAAAAAAUCAUCUACCAGGGGCCCAUCUCUGAACACACAGAUCUUUCACAAACAGAAGAGUCAUCUGAGAGCAGUAAGUCUGUAAAGCAUAUUAAAGUAGGAUCCAAGGAAGGAUCUUUUACUUUUCAAAUGGAUGCGUCCAAAACGUGUGGAAUAUCCACAGUAGAAGGUGAAGAGCAAGCAACAAUGCUUGCAACCCAAAAGCAAGACCCUUCUGUUGGUCAGCCACAGAUUGUAGUUGAAGGCAACCAGAUUGUAGAAAAUGAAAAUAGAAGUGGUGGCUAUGUUCUCUCCAGUUUUUCUCAAGGCCACAGUGAAAAUGUCGUGGAAAAGUCAUAUUUUGAUCAAACUGUGCAGAUGCAAAGAAUGGUAGACCAAAGGUCAGUAAUUUCUGAUGAAAAGAAAGUUGCUCUUCUCUAUCUGGACCACGAGGAGGAAGAUGAUGAUGAUAAUGGACAGUGGUUCUGAAAGGACUCUUUAAUGAAGUCUACUUAGUAAUUUAUGCAUAUUUUUGAUUAUCCUUUUUCUAAAAAAGGAAAAGAAAGGAUGAGGAAGCACUCAAACUAUUGAGAUUAAUGAUAGUAGACUGAGAAGUAUUGAAUCUGAGCUCUACCUAUUCAGCACACUUUACUUUAUUGGAAAUUUUAUUUUGGGGAGAAAUCAUACUAUUGGUGUGUUUCCCUCAGAGACUUGUGUCCAGUAAUUUCAGGUUUUUCCACCUGUAGAGAUGGAAAUUUGCUACUGGGUAAUUCAGAGGAUUGUAUUUUUUGUUUGUUCUAUAGCAGGUCUGUUAAUAAGUAUGUACCUGAAUAAGACUUUUCAGUUUUAUUAUUUUAAAUACUGUAUUGUACUUGGUUACUAAAAUAUCCAAUUGUGUUUAAAUCUCAAGCUACUAACCCACAAUAUAACAGGCUCUAAGACUAAUGAGAGUGGUAGGUAGCUGAUUUUCAGUUCCAGUUCUGUGUUCUUAUAUGCAAUACCUAAUUAAAACAUUUUGAGAGAGAGUUAUUACAGCUAUGACAAAUAAAUACAACUCUGUAGGAUCAAGCUAAGCCUAGCAAAAUUGACAAAAAUAUUUGUAUAGCUAGAAUGCAGUGGGGAAAAAAGAAAGUAACUGCAGCAAGGAUUUUUCACAGUAUUCUUAAUAAGUAAUAGUGAUUUUUAUGGUUAGACAGUAGCCCAUUUACCAUCUUUUAAAAGAAAACAAAUUUAAAGAGGUUGGAUAGUAUUUCUGCUGAAGCAAGGAGAACUCUUGACAGCCUCAUUGGCUAUGUACAUUAGUAACAUCAACCUCUUUUGGAGUAUAUGGGUUACCUUGAUGCUAGGUAUUGCUAAAGGUAAAUGUGAAGUGUCAAGCAUUACUACAUAAUGCCUAAUUUUGUAACAGAGGGAAAUUAGCUUGUAUGGUUUCUGUCCUGAAGAAAACCUGUACAAAUGGCAUUGAUGACACUUCUCAUCAUCGUGUGUCAAGUAAUUUCCAGAUAAUCCUUUGUUUACAAAUGUGAAGAUGCCCUUUUCCAUUAGCAGUCUUGCAAAUUCAACCUCAGAUUUUUUCUGUUUUUUCCUUUUUGUGUUUAGUGUUUUUUCUUUUUCUUUUUUUUUUUUCCCCUAGUUGUAACAUUUAGCUGAGGCAAAAGUUAGUUUCUACUUAAAAAAUUUGAGAAUAAGCCAAUUUCAUUUGGAUUGCACAUAGGUUAAAUGAAGGACAUACUUUAACUUUACAAUGAUAUUUGAGUGACUUCAAAGGCAGGUCAGAAGCCAGCCCCACUAGUUGCACUAAACUGUGCAGUGCUAGCAGAAGCAGAAAUAGCAGCCAAAGUAUUUCUGUUACUGCGGUAAGAAGAUGCCAUAUUGGACACACAUGAGAAAUGAGAUACACAGAUUAGAAGCUGCUGUUUUUCCAUGCACACACACACGCAUUCACUCUCACACCUUCUCUGCAGAGUAAAGCACACCUGUGUCCCAAUGACUGUUGUGCCAGGCUGGUGGUUGCUGACUCAGAACUUUUUUCCUGUGGUUAUAUAAGCCUCGUUUUGUGUAUGCUAAGCCAUUCUAGAAUCCCGUUAAACUAUCUUGGCUGAUAGUCACUUGGCAUGGCUUGUCACUUUUCAGAUUCCUUAAUAUUAACAGAAGCUAGAUUUUUCAAAACUGACUGCUGCUUUAUGAUAUGAAUGUAACCACAAAGCCAAAGAGGAGCUCCAUGCUGACUGAUGUAUCCUGCUGUUUCAGACAGGAGACAGAGUAAUGGUUGUGUGCCUUAGUAACUAAGUUUGAAACUGUACAAAGCUCUUAAUGUACCAGAGAUUAACUCAUGAGUUUUGUCUGCACUACAAAUUUUUCUGUACACUUUUCUCAUCUUGCAAAAGUGUGAGCACCAGCGUACCUGGGAUUCGUUAUUUUUUGACCGUGUACUUUUUGACCAUGUAUUUUUUGACCAUAAUUUGUUGCAAUUGGAAGUGUAACCAACAGCUGGAAAACGAAUAGGAAACUGAGUUAUGUGGAAGCACUAAAGGCAUGCAUGCUAAGCUUUUUUUAUACUGUUCACUGUGCAAUGAAUACUUGUUUUCAAAAUCAUUCAUAUGUGCUAAGAAAAGAUCUUGUGCUUCCAUUUAUAAAGAGCAUGGUAUUAGUUGUAAUAUUUUUAUACUUUUGUUUCUUUAGCUGACCUUAUGAUUUUGAAGAUGAUGAUACCUCUGUGUUUAUUUAAUUAACUGUGUAUAAGUCGGAAUUUUCCAGCUAGGUGCCUAACUACCGGCAAUCAGAUUAUGAACCUCAAGUAUUAAAUAACUGCAUAAAGGAAGAAAUGAAGUCUCUAAUAAGCAGCAGCGUUAAAAAAUAAUCAAUGUAAGGUCUCUCAGGUAGGAAUUAAACAUUCUCUGUAAAGCAUUUAGAAGAAUUUCUACAGAAAAUUUAUUUUGUAACCCACAAAAAGCUAUUUACAAGGCUUAGCCUAUUUAUUGAUACAGAUUGACAGAUUGCGUCGGGUUGGAAGGGACUCUCAAUGGUCAUCUUCUCCAACCCCAGUUCCUUGUGGAAUCUGACAAAAGUUCUUCUCAGGAACAACUAUACCAAUAUUAUUAUAUUUAUCUUCACCUGCUCAGUGAAUUAUGUCAGAUGAAGGAAUAAACCAGUAAGGAGCAAGUGAAUCAUAAAAUGUAGAUGGCCUUAGUGUUAAAUGAGGAAAAAAGAAUAAAACCAGUAUUGUCUCUACUGAGGCAGCAACAGCUCUUUAAAAUUUUCUUUAUAGGUCACUGUCAAGUAUAGUAGGUUAUAUCAAGAUAUAUUUCUGUUUUGAUUGCCUGGAGGGAAAAAUUUGUCCUGUGUAGUUCUAGUUAAGAUCAGGAUUUUUAUCAACUGUUGGAAAGUUAGCUUAUUGCAGGGAACUGGAAAUAUGCCUUAGCGUAACAUUUAAAGACAUGCACAGUUCCUUUGCACGAGUACUUUCAGGCUGUGAAAACAAAGCUAUCUUAUGUGAAAAGGGGUAAAGUUUUAAAAAAAUCUUGGUGUAAGCAGCUCAUUUUCCAUUUAGUUCUCAUUAACCAGGGACAUUUUGACAUGGUGUUAUGCAACAGGUAUCAUGACCUUCAGGCAACAAAAUGCAGUUAGGACAACAUUUGUGUCCUGCUGGCCUAAUAGUUGCAUUUGCAGAGUCAGGGCCACAGGUAAGUGUAAGAGCAAAUAUAAUCUAAUCCUUGUUGUGCUUACCCUGUACGAUCACUUUCUGCGUAAGUAUUACAACCUGUGGCUUAAAGGAUUGGUGGUAUGACCUCAGUCAGCAUGUACUUCUGAAGCUUACUCAUUUAAGUUGUGCUUUUCAUUAAAUACAAACAAGAAUUUUACUGCUGAGUUUGGAUUAAAUAAAGUGCUUUCAAAAUAUAAUUAGUAAUUGUGGGUCGGGGAGGGGGAGAGGUUAAAAACAAUGUAUUUAUAUGAUGAUAGAGAUCAGAUGUGGGGCACUGUUUUACGAAUGUGUAAACCACUGGUCUAGAAAGCAAAUAUAGCAUAGAAUAUAAAGAAGGAUGUGUGAGAGACCUGGGACUCUGUACUGACUGAUGUUUGUGAAUAGCAGGUGUUGAAAAAGAGGGUAAGAAUGUUGAACCUGGGUUUGUUGAUGUCAGUUGUAUGAACCUUUGCAGGCAGCUUGUAUUUUGGUCGUUUGCAACGAAACUGCAUUUUUAUGGUGGUAUAAGCUUUGUGAUUUUACACUUUUUCACUCUUGAGUAUUAAACAAUCAAAAUCAAUGCAGACGUUUCUCUUUCUUCCUGUCUGAUGGUUUUAAUGCUGCAUUAUCA